AUGAAGGCUCAAAUGGAGGCCGGAAGAGAGGCCACCCGGAAGCAGCUUGAUGCUUUGCAGCAGCAGCAGGAGAGCUUGGAGAAAAUUUCAAGUGCAGAAGAUUUCGUCAACUUCAUGACCAAGGAAGGCAUGGCGCAUGAGGACCUCCAGAGGAUGCUGACCGGCGAUCCCAAGCACAUGGAGGAGUUGGUCGCAAAGAUGUUGAACAAGGCUGCAGAUCCAGGCAUGAAAAUGACUGCAGUGGCAGCUCUGGGUCAACGUGGCAUGUUCAUUCCACAGGAAGUUGCGAACAUGGCCCAAACUCACGCAACCUCAGACACUGUGGAGGAAUCCUCAAUGUGCAUGAUUGCAGAGAUGUGGGCAGUGCACGCCACCGAGCACAAGCCAUUCAAUCCUGCAAUCUUGGCUUGGUGUUUCGGUAGACUGCAGCUGCAAAGAGCAGCGGUGUCGGAUGGUGCGAGUUCUGCAUGUGUUCGGAGUCUGAGAUUUGGAGAUAUGCAUGCACUCCUUUGGUCUCUGUCUCGCGGUUGCAGUUGGUCGGAAUUGCUGGGGACGUUCGAGCGGUGGGUCGCCUGUGAUCCGUCGACGGAUGUGCUCGACAUCGGGGUGAUGCUGGCUCCCUGCGAAGCUGUCCGGGAAGCAUCGCUGGAGUGCCGCCUUUGGAAACUCAUCACUUCAGCAGCACCCUUAAGGCGGGAUAUGCUUGAGAUUGUGGCUGGCAGCACCGAGCAUUGCUUCAACCCGGACGCUUACAUCGAUAGGCAGCGUGUGGCUACUGAUCUCCCUGGCGCUCAGGUUGCGAGGCAUGGUGGCCACGCUCAGCACAAGCUCUCUAUGCUAGUGCAGUUCGUUGAAUCACGUGUUACUUGCGGCCCUAGGGCAAGACAGGAUGUGCUUUCGGCCAUCGUGGAAUUUUCCAACCUGAAAGCAAACUACUGGCUCAAAGUGGCUGGUGACGGAAAGGGCAUGCUGAUGGAUUGCGUUCUGGAUCAGGCUGCAGAAGCCAGAGGCGGUGUUCGACUUGAGUUUGGUUCAUACGUGGGGUUCUCCACAAUCAGGCUAUCUGGCAUGGCGCCCGCAAUGGCUCCAAGGUUGUCUGUGCAAAGCCUGGAAGUUGAUCCGUUACAUGUAUGCGUUUCGCGCCACAUGCUAAACCUGGGGGAACGUGCUCAAGUUGCAGAGGUUUGCACAGGACAGGUUAAGGAUCUUCUGCCCAGGGUACUGGAGGACUUUGGCAGCUGUGCUGCUGGUCUCGUGUUCAUGGACCACAGAGGAACUCGCUUCCAUUCAGAAUUGCAACUCUUGGAGAACAGCAUGUCUUUGUCUCCUGGAGCAGAUAUUCUCUGUGACAAUGUGCUUCACCCCGGUUCAGCAUGCGUCUGGAGUUUUGGUGUUGAGACGACGUCGUGUGCGCUGGCCUACGUUUCCUUCACGGGGACAGGCGAUGUGCAUAUGGUGCAUGCUCCGCUGGGCCAAGAAAUAAACAGGCCCUUCAACCUUUUGCCAACGCGCUUCACGGUGUUCUAUGUUCUGUGGGCGGUAGAGACCAAACGCCUUGAAGAGACACUUCUCAUUGAGGGUCUUGCUCGGCGAUGGGAUCAUGACCAGGUGCGCUCCACCGUGGUGCCUGCGCUUCCGGAGGAUCCGGCACCCAAGUAUGCUAUCAACGCGGGGCCCUUCCCGGUACUGAUUGAGCCAUCUGGUGCCAAAGCAAAGCCGGAGGCUUAUGUAUUCCAGCCUGCUACAGCAGUAGCAUUGCUGCAUGUGUUAGAAGAUUUUGCAUCGCAUGGAAGUUGA
Messenger RNA from Symbiodinium pilosum, 1797 nucleotides. Lineage: Eukaryota; Dinophyceae; Suessiales; Symbiodiniaceae. The record is from the annotation of a GenBank genome assembly.